Messenger RNA from Malassezia globosa CBS 7966, 1959 nucleotides. RefSeq lists its product as uncharacterized. Gene Ontology annotation, biological process: regulation of gene expression. Gene Ontology annotation, cellular component: nucleus. The record is from RefSeq and is a predicted model, not a curated record. NCBI's taxonomy places the organism in Eukaryota, Fungi, Basidiomycota, Malasseziomycetes, Malasseziales, Malasseziaceae. The transcript has a single exon. The coding region runs from base 1 to 1959 and encodes 652 amino acids.
AUGGCCAAAACGUAUCAGCAAUCACAUGCGACCUCUAAACCGCAUGAUGGAUUGCCUGUAUGGCCAUCGUCAGUUGUAGUGCAGGAGUCACAGUCACCGCUUGAGCUGCACGCUAUACCAAGAGAGACUCUCACAGCCGUCAACAAUGAUGAUGCCUUGUCACGACCCAGUUUUCCGUCCUCAAGCGAUGACGAGUACAUCCAAAGCAUCAUGGCUCCUACAAUUACCGACAUUGAGUCUGAUUCGCACCUUCAUGAUGCAAGUCAUAAUCCUGGAAUGGGACUGCUCUUGUCAUUGUCGGAUAGACUACAACCCCCGGUUGAUCCGUCUGUGUUUGACUCUGUGUCUCCAUCUGCAUCCACAUUGUCUGCUAGUGACUUUGUCUCGGAAGGUCCCAAGUCGGACUUACUGUGCCAUGCGAUCUCAUCGCCCUCAAGCAUGUCUGUGCCCCCCUUAUCAUCUUCGGAUCAUGCUAUCUUUUCGUCUCAACAUUCAGGAUUUGAUCACAAUGCACACCUUGACACAAUUGCCUCGGCAGCUUCUGCUGCUGCUGCGACUCAAUAUGAGGAAGCGGCAGCAUUCCAAGCCAAAUAUUACCACGAACACCCCACAGCACUCCGGUCGUCCGCGUCUGCGUCUCUUUCCUCCUCAUCAACUGAUACCUAUUCGUUUGCUCCGACUGAUUCAUCGAGUGCGUUCUUGUCAUUAAUGCGACCAGCAUCUCUUGCAAUGCACGAUCUGGAUACGUCACAAUGUAAUGAAAAAAAGCACGAGGAUAUGCAUGCUUUGAAAGAUGCCAUAACUGACGCUAGGUGUUCUCCGAAUCGUACGACAACAUCAAGGGCCCCAUCCAGACCAGCAUCGUGCUCAAUCACAUCGUCCGGAUCAGUUUCUGCAUGCUCCACUAUGACAGUGCCCACAACGUCAUUUGGCACCUCAUUCCUAACACAUUUGAAUGCUGAUGCUGUGCUAUCUUUUGACGAUGAACGGGACGAUGUUGCUUCAACAAAUACCCCAACGAAUUCGGGUUCUGGUCCUGUUCGCAGUGUCGCUCCCCAAGUACCUGUGCAACGUCAGACAAUACCGGAGACGGCACAACAACUUCAUACUCACGAACCAAAUGUGCGAGACACACCACCAUCACUUAGUGUGUCAAACAGUUCACCAGCAAGAACAGUGUCAUCGGCCAUACUGUCAGCUAAUGUAUCCCCGUUGAGUGGACAGACCUCCACUGCGAAACAGGCUAUACAAAGUCCCUGUGAAGAAGCGAAAAGGCCUAGGACAGACCCUGAGAAGGCAGCGGAGCCACGCACAUCGUCGGAGUCGACGCAAAAGCGGUUUCAAUGUCCAAAGUGUUCACGAGCAUUUGCCCGUGCGUACAACCUUAACACGCAUUUAUCGACACAUGACCCUGACCCGUCACGAGCCAAGCCCUUUCCGUGCCCGUACCGUUCCUGUCGUGCUGAGGGUGGACGCUCUUUCUCGCGGAAGCAUGAUCUUCAACGACACGUAGCAAGUGUGCACGAAUGGGAGCCUGAGCCAGGGAUUCACGGCGAUUCUGGCGACGUUGGCGAGGGACAGGAGACAGGCGGUCUAGCUAGUUUGGGUCUGGGUGCACCUGGCAAAAAGUUUCGGUGUGAUGAAUGUGGCCGAGCGUUUGUCCGCCGGGACGCGCUUCGGCGACAUCACUGCGAAGGCGCAUCUGCUCAUGCAAUGCUUGCAAGGAAAGCGACCAUAUUUGAAAAACCGCCGCCAGCUUAUGCUAUGCGCACGUUCCCCGGCGAUGUUGUUCAACGUGUAGCAUUGCAGCUUAUGAACAAAACUGAUCCCAAGGUGCCAUAUGCUCCCGAAAUGGUAAAAACAUCAGCGGCCUCGCGCUCAGAGGGCGAACCCCGCUCUGAGCCAUCAAGGAUCCAGCGAAAUCCUUCUCCCAGCUUGGCCACAACCUAUGUUACUUAA